AUUUCAGCUCCCACUCUGUGCAUUAGGUUUCUUUUGUGAGCGGCAGACGAAGGAGAAGGAGAGAAACCGUAACCAUGGCGACUCAACCAGCUGUUGAAUCUGUGCAAUGCUUCGGAAGGAAGAAGACUGCAGUGGCAGUCACCCACUGCAAGCGUGGAUCUGGUUUGAUCAAGCUCAACGGUUGCCCAAUCGAGCUUUUCCAGCCUGAGAUCCUCCGAUUCAAGAUUUUCGAGCCAGUGCUUCUCCUCGGAAAGCACCGUUUCGCUGGUGUGGACAUGAGGAUCCGUGUCAACGGUGGUGGUCACACUUCCCAGGUCUACGCCAUCCGUCAGAGUAUCGCGAAGGCUCUUGUUGCGUUCUACCAGAAGUAUGUGGAUGAGCAAUCGAAGAAGGAGAUUAAGGAUAUCUUGGUGAGGUACGACAGGACUCUUCUUGUGGCGGAUCCGAGGAGGUGUGAGCCGAAGAAGUUUGGAGGUCGUGGUGCUCGUGCUCGUUUCCAGAAGAGUUACCGUUAAAAAAAUGCUGGUUUGUUUUGUUUUGUUGUUCUUCAAUUUCGAAAUCAUCAUCUUAAGGUUUUUGGAGUAUGGACUUGUGAUGUGAGACUCUUUAGAUUUUAUAAUUUCAGUUUUAUUAUGCUUUUUUUUUUGGAUAAUGGUGAUUCUCCAUGAAACUUAUAUGUUUUGAUAUGUUUACUCGUUUGUUAUCUUAAAGUUUUUGUUUUUAUUUCA
Molecule: messenger RNA, 728 nt
Organism: Camelina sativa (false flax)
Lineage: Eukaryota; Viridiplantae; Streptophyta; Magnoliopsida; Brassicales; Brassicaceae
Product: small ribosomal subunit protein uS9x
Biological process (GO): maturation of SSU-rRNA from tricistronic rRNA transcript (SSU-rRNA, 5.8S rRNA, LSU-rRNA); translation
Cellular component (GO): ribosome; cytosolic small ribosomal subunit
Molecular function (GO): RNA binding; structural constituent of ribosome
Source: RefSeq, a predicted model, not a curated record